Messenger RNA from Serpula lacrymans var. lacrymans S7.9, 1641 nucleotides. RefSeq lists its product as uncharacterized. The transcript has 10 exons. Gene Ontology annotation, cellular component: mitochondrial inner membrane. The record is from RefSeq and is a predicted model, not a curated record. Lineage: Eukaryota; Fungi; Basidiomycota; Agaricomycetes; Boletales; Serpulaceae. Gene Ontology annotation, biological process: mitochondrial ATP transmembrane transport; mitochondrial ADP transmembrane transport. Gene Ontology annotation, molecular function: ATP:ADP antiporter activity. Bases 163 to 1107 code for a protein of 314 amino acids.
AUCACUACGAAUUUUUAGACAACGUUCCGUAUCUUUCCUAGAUAUAGUGGUCCCGAAGGGUAUAUAAACGGCGUUUUCGUCACCAGACCACUGUGCAGCCCUACCACAGCUCCCUCAUCCCCACUCAGUUUUUUUCUUUCUUUUUAUCCUCUACUCAAUUCAAUGUCUGGUCAGAAGUCCUCUAAACCGACAGAUGCAUCUGCAUUCUUUGUGGACUUCAUGAUGGGAGGAACUGCUGCUGCGAUAUCGAAAACAGCAGCAGCACCCAUCGAACGUGUCAAGCUUCUCAUACAGAACCAAGGAGCUAUGAUCGCUGCAGGAAGGCUGGACCGUCCCUAUGGCGGAAUAACGGAAUGUUUUAGACGGACUUUGGCGGAAGAAGGUGGCAAGAGCUUUUGGCGAGGCAACGGGACCAACGUCCUUAGAUAUUUCCCGACCCAGGCUUUGAACUUUGCUUUCAAGGAUAGUUUCAAGAAGAUGUUUGGAUUUAAGAAAGCUGAAGGUUUCGGCCUCUGGGUAUUUGGUAAUAUUGCAAGCGGAGCUGCUGCGGGAGCUUCAUCCUCUGUCUUUGUUUACUCUCUUGACUACGCCCGCACACGUCUUUCUGCCGAUGGCAAAAGUUCGUCCAAGGGUGGUCAGCGUCAGUUUACGGGCCUCGUUGAUGUGUACAAGCAGACGCUUAAGUCAGACGGCAUCGCGGGUUUAUACAGAGGCUUUGUUCCCAGUGUAGUCGGAAUCUGUGUAUACAGAGGACUAUAUUUCGGUGGGUAUGAUACAGUGAAGGAUACCGUGCUCGUUGGGCCUCUCCAAGGCAAUUUCUUGGCUUCAUUCGCUGUAGGAUGGGUUUGCACUACCGGAGCUGCAAUAGCUGCUUAUCCUCUGGAUACAAUUCGUAGAAGGAUGAUGAUGACAUCUGGCGAAAAGGUUCGCUACAAAUCCUUCAUUGACGCUGGUAGGCAAAUUGUCGCCAAAGAAGGUGUAAAAUCGCUCUUCGGAGGAGCUGGAGCGAACGUCUUACGUGGUGUUGCCGGUGCUGGUGUGUUGUCACUUUAUGACAAGUUCCAAGAACUUGCAUGGGGAAAAGUAUAUACAGCAGGAUCUGGGUGAUCACAUCCUUCAUUUACGAUGGCCUACUGGUCAUGGCAGUCGUGAUGCCUUAAGGGUAUCCACUGAGUAGAUUGUAAUCAUUUUUAGGAUUACUUCAGAUAACUUAUUGCUACAAUAUAUUAAUACACUUCGCAGUCCGUUUUCCUAAGUCUGUCCCCAACAGCCUUGAGGAGUGGAGGUGGGUGUAAGUCGACAUCAAUACGUCUUCAUUGUAUGAUGGUCACGAGGAGGGAAGACCGUUACAACACUGUUCCCGUGUCAUGAAGGUGAUGAAUGGCCAUCAUACGGAAUACAUUCAGAGCUCGAUCGUCUCUUUAUGUUUGAAUUUUCUUCCAGCACGCUCUGCAGAACGGAACCUAAACUGAUUACCGUAAAGCUCGAAUUCAAUAUGGACACUGUCGAGUACUGUCUUCAAAUCCUGCGACGAAGAGUCAGGCGUUGAUGCUGACGUCGACGAUUGAGUUGAAAUUGAAGGAGGGGAUACUGAGUAUAGGGGGACGGCGAAUGCAAAAACAGAAUUUUGCUUUGGUAUGA